Panicum virgatum (switchgrass) is the source of this 1569-nucleotide messenger RNA. RefSeq names its product chitin elicitor receptor kinase 1-like. The transcript has a single exon. Gene Ontology annotation, biological process: protein phosphorylation. The record is from RefSeq and is a predicted model, not a curated record. Gene Ontology annotation, molecular function: protein kinase activity; ATP binding. Lineage: Eukaryota; Viridiplantae; Streptophyta; Magnoliopsida; Poales; Poaceae. The coding region runs from base 196 to 1395 and encodes 399 amino acids.
CGCGCCGUGUGGCUAACCCACAUGCUUAGCGUCAGCGGGUACUAGCAGCCUUCCCGACAUCCCAGCGGGUACUAGCCAGCACAGCAAAGCAAGCACGCGCCUCGCGAUUUCGGCUUUUCAGGGGGGGAUAUGCUCUGCGCUGGCGCGGUCGCAACCCGCAGCCGGAGCUGAACGCGGUCGCAGCCGCAGCGGCCGAUGUGCAAGCCCAGGCCCGGCUCCGGCGCGGCGGCGUCGCGGCCCGCGGCGGCCCCCUCGUCCCGCCGCUCCCCCUCCAACUCGUCCUCCGCCAAGCGCCGCCUCGCCGCGGCCGGCGACUCCUCCGCCACCGCCUUCACGUCCUCCUACUCGGGGGCGGCGCCCUCCGGCGCGGGGACGGGCAGCGGGCCGCGGCGCGGCGCCACCUCGUCGUCCUCGGCCUCGUCCGCGUCCUCCGGCCGGGCCUCCCUCGCCGCGGCGCGCGCCUCGCUCCCGGACCCGCCCGUACUCUACCCGUUCCAGGAGCUCGCCGCCGCCACCAACAGCUUCCUCGCCAAGCGCGCCGGGGGCGGCGCCUACUGGCUCUGCUCCCUCCGCGGCCGCGACGCGGCGCUCGUCCAGCUCCCGCGCCGCCCCGGCGCCGCCGUGGACGCCGCCGCGCUCGCCCGGGUCGGCCGGUACCACCACACCAGCCUGGCGCGGCUGCUGGGCGCGUGCCCCGCGGGCGCGCACCUCUACCUCGCCUACGAGCUCCCGCCGGGCGCCGCCACGCUGGCGGCGUGCCUGCGCGGCCCGCGGAACCCCGGCUUCACCGCGCUCCGCACCUGGGUCUCCCGCGUCCAGGUCGCCGCCGACGUCGCCCAGGGGCUCGAGUACGUCCACCACCACGCGGGCGCCGUCCACGGCCGCGUCUCGCCCUCCGCCGUGGUCGUGUCCGACCCGGGCCUCCGCGCGCGGUUCACCCACUUGGGCGCGGCCGAGUUCGCGGCCCCUGCCGACGCCCGGGAGGCCGGCGAGUCCCCCUACGCGGCGCCGGGCUCGGGCGAGCCGUCGCGGGAGGCGGACGUGUACGCCUUCGGGGUGCUGCUGCUGGAGUUGCUCUCCGGGGAGGAGCCGGCGAGGUACCGCUUCGACAGGGGCAGCAAGGAGUUCCUGCGGGUGUCGGUGCUCGAGACGGCCGCGGCGGCGGUGGCUGGCGGGAGCGUGAGGGGCUGGGUCGACAGGAGGCUGGGGGAUUCGUUCCCCGUGGCGGCAGCGGAGAGGCUGGUGGAGGUGGCGCUCCGGUGCGCGUCGGCGGAGAACCGGCCGGACAUGACCUGGGUCGCGGGGAAGGUGUCCAAGGUUUACCUCGAGUCCCGGGCGUGGGAGCAGAAGGUCCAAGUGCCCACCGAGUUCUCCGUCUCGGUGGCGCCGCGGUGAACCAAGCCAGCGCGACCACGCGCCGACAUCGCCGGCGGCGAACCGAUUGCCCUUUUCAGCUGGGGUGCGGCUUUGUGGCUCGACCGUGGGUGGACUCGUGGUAGUGGGGUUGGGGAAUGUAGGCAAACCGAAAUCCAUAGGAAAUUUAUUGAAGUCCUUCUGAAAUUUCAAAUC